Messenger RNA from Alternaria postmessia, 1848 nucleotides. RefSeq lists its product as uncharacterized. Gene Ontology annotation, biological process: intracellular iron ion homeostasis; copper ion import; iron ion transport. The coding region runs from base 1 to 1848 and encodes 615 amino acids. The transcript has a single exon. The record is from RefSeq and is a predicted model, not a curated record. NCBI's taxonomy places the organism in Eukaryota, Fungi, Ascomycota, Dothideomycetes, Pleosporales, Pleosporaceae. Gene Ontology annotation, molecular function: ferric-chelate reductase activity. Gene Ontology annotation, cellular component: plasma membrane.
AUGUCUCUCACACGGCUUCUCCGCCUCCGUGGCGCCCAGCCAACCACACCACUCGCCAAGCGCCACUUUCUGUCAAAUUGGGAUGCUGCCGAAUUCGAUGAUCUCAAAUACUCGUACGGUCUUGAGGGUGUAGACCAAGUCGGCAACUACCUAUGGGUAGACACAUUCCUGUACCUCCUUGUAGGUAUCUCUGGACUUCUCCUUCUUCUACGCAUAUCAAACAUGUGGUGGAAACACAGCCGUCAUCUGAGCGCAAUGGGAAACUCAAAACAAAAGUACUGGGAGGUCAACCGGACAAGCUGGUGGCCGUGGCUCAACAGACAUGUCCUCAUGGCACCCCUAUGGAAGAAGAAGCAUAACGCCCAAUUCCAGAUUAGCAGCGCCAUCGACAACGGAACUCUCCCUGGCAGAUGGCACACCAUAAUGUUGGUCAUCUAUGUUGCCCUCAACGUAGCUUGGUGUGUCGCUCUCCCUUACAAGGUGCUCGACCACAAGGAGACCCUCGCUGCGCUCCGUGGACGCUCUGGAACACUUGCCGCCCUCAACCUCAUCCCCACUAUCCUCUUCGCCCUCCGCAACAACCCGCUCAUCACUCUUCUCCAAGUCUCUUACGAUGACUUCAACCUCUUCCACCGCUGGGCUGCACGCAUCACCAUCGCUGAGGCCAUUGUCCACACGGCUGCCUGGUUGUACAACACCAAGCUCGCAGCAGGAUGGCCUGCCGUUACAGCCGCUCUCCACACUGAAGGCUCAUACGGCUGGGGUAUGGUAGGAACCGUAGCAUUUACCUUCCUUGGUAUUCAAGCAUGGUCGCCGUUCCGUCACGCCUUCUACGAGACCUUCCUCAACAUCCACCGUCUCUGUGUCAUUGCCGCCCUUCUUGGUCUCUACAAGCACUUGGAGCUGCACCACCUCCCCCAAGUCCCAUGGAUGCACCUGGUCUUCUUCUUCUGGGGUGCCGAGUGGGUCUGCCGAUGGGCCUCGAUCAUCUACUAUGGCUUUGGUGUCAGGCAACGAUCUUCAAUCACCGUUGAGGCCAUGCCCGGAGAAGCUGUUCGUCUGACCAUCAACAUGGUCCGCGAAUGGACUCCCCGCCCAGGAUGUCACGUGCACAUGUGGAUGCCAGCCCUAUCCUUGUGGUCUUCGCAUCCCUUUUCGGUUGCCUGGGCUGCUACUCUCACCCCCGAAUCAAAAGAAAUGACACUGCCCAUGCUUGAAGGCGAUGUCCUCGCCCUCCAUGGCCGACCUCAAAAGUCCAAGCAAAUCAGUCUUGUCUGCCGUGCUCGUACAGGACUUACCCGCCAUAUGUACGAGAAGGCCUGCAAGAGCCCCAACGAGCAAUUCACCACCUUCGGUUUCAUCGAAGGUCCGUAUGGCGGCCACCACAGCCUGGACUCCUACGGCACUGCGGUGCUCUUCGCCGGUGGUGUAGGCAUCACCCACCAGGUCAUGUACCUAAAGCACCUUGUCAACGGCUACAACAACGGCACUACUGCCACACAAAGAAUAGUCCUCAUCUGGACAGUCCCCACAUCCGACUGUCUAGAGUGGGUACGACCCUGGAUGGACGAGGUCCUCCGCAUGAAGGGUCGUAAGCAAUGUCUCCGCAUCAAGCUCUUCAUCUCAAGACCCAAGGGUCGUGUCGAGAGCAGCAGUGAGACGGUCAAGAUGUACAGUGGUCGUCCGCAAGUGUCGAGCUUGAUCGAAGAUGAGGUCAAGAACCGUGUUGGUGCUAUGGCCGUCACGGUUUGCGCGUCAGGCGGUAUGGCUGAUGGAGUAAGGCAUGCGGUCAGACCGUUCCUUACGCAAGGUAGCGUGGAUUUCAUCGAGGAGGCCUUCACAUACUAA